This is a messenger RNA of Carica papaya (papaya), 1305 nucleotides long. It is a transcript of the gene PNSB2, whose product is annotated as NDH-dependent cyclic electron flow 1. Gene Ontology annotation, cellular component: cytoplasm. Gene Ontology annotation, biological process: carbohydrate metabolic process. Lineage: Eukaryota; Viridiplantae; Streptophyta; Magnoliopsida; Brassicales; Caricaceae. The record is from RefSeq and is a predicted model, not a curated record. Gene Ontology annotation, molecular function: carbohydrate binding; glucose-6-phosphate 1-epimerase activity.
CUUUGCUCACUACUCCACUGGUGUGUCUGUGGAAGCUGCAGAACACUUUUUUCCACCAAUGGCUGCUCUUCUUUCCUUCUCUCUUCCUAAACCAAACUUAACCAAAGCUUCUUCUUCUGCUUUAUCUACCUCUACGUCAUCAAUUCCAGAGAGCCUUGAAGAAAAAUUUGGCAAGAAGGGCAUCAAGUUCUUGGAGUUUAACAAGGUUCCAUUCGUUGAGCUGACUGUUAGAAAUGGCAGCUCGUUAAGGCUUCGAAUUCCGGAUGCUCAUCUCACUUCCUACAGGCCUAAAGUCUACUGGAAAGACGAUGGCUUUGAGGAGGUGCUUUACACUGUUCCUGCUGGUGGGGAAGACUCUACCAAAUCCAAGGGUGGGAUUGGUUUGGUUAUCAAUGAUGCAUCUGAAUCAGCUUCAAAAACCUCUCUCUUCUCUGCAUCUGAUUGGACUGUUAAGGACACUGAUUCUGACGCCAUUGAUGCUCUCCAGGUUGAAUUGAGCUGCACUACUGGAACUCUUGAUAUAACCUAUGUGGUUUCCCUCUAUCCACUUAGCAUGGCAACAGCAGUAAUAGUGAAGAACAAUGGCCGGAAGGAUGUGACACUCAAAAGUGCCAUACUUAGCCAUUUGAAAUUCAAGAAAAGAGGGGGAUCGGCUAUUCAAGGACUACGCGGAUGUUCUUAUUGUUCGCAUCCUCCGUUGUCUUCGCCUUUUGAACUAAUAUCCCCAGCUGAGGCAAUGAAAUCUGAGUCUUCUGGAUGGUUUUCCUUUGACCCUGAAGAGAAACCAGGUUCAUGGACUGUCCAAGAUGUACCAAUGACCAUUUUGAAGAAUAAACUUAGCAGAGUGUAUGCUGCUCCUCCAUCAGAGAGACUGAAGGCAAUUUAUAACACUCCACCAUCAAAAUACGAAACCCUCGAUCAGGGGCGAGAACUUUUCUUCAGGAUGAUUCGGAUGGGUUUUGAAGAUAUAUACUUGUCAAGCCCUGGUUCAAUCUCAGAAAAAUAUGGGAAGGACUAUUUUAUCUGCACAGGCCCUGCUUCAAUGUUGGUUCCUGUGGUUAUCAAACCCAGUGAGAAGUGGAAAGGAGCACAGGUCAUUGAGCAUGACAACUUGUAAUUAUAGCUUUCACUUACAUAUACCAAAAUAUUUCUUCUUUUCUCUUCAUUUUUUCCUGCUUGCAGGGGAGUAGAAUUAGUUUUUCCUUUCUGAAACCAAUACUGUAAUCCCAAGCUUUCUUGGGUCAUCAUCAAUGUAGAAAUCAAAGAGGUUUAUGCUUAUAAAAUGUAUUAAACGGUUCAAGUUCU